Messenger RNA from Manihot esculenta (cassava), 2784 nucleotides. RefSeq lists its product as uncharacterized. The record is from RefSeq and is a predicted model, not a curated record. Gene Ontology annotation, biological process: protein phosphorylation. Gene Ontology annotation, cellular component: chloroplast. The transcript has 13 exons. The coding region runs from base 190 to 2577 and encodes 795 amino acids. Gene Ontology annotation, molecular function: protein kinase activity; ATP binding. NCBI's taxonomy places the organism in Eukaryota, Viridiplantae, Streptophyta, Magnoliopsida, Malpighiales, Euphorbiaceae.
UGGAGCAGACACUGCCACCCUUCCUUCGCUUCACCUAUCGCCACGUGUUUCCCCAGCGGCCACGACAUAUCCUUCCCUAUUUACGUUCUCAUUGCAAGCUGCGCACAGAUACAGGCGUCUCUUGUUCAUUUCGCUAAAACUUCAGUUCAAAGCUCUUUCACUCUCUAAUCUACCGUUUCCGGUUCCGCAAUGGACGCGGCUCCGCAGCUCGUCUACGGCGGAAUCGAGCCCCGGCGGUUCAUUUUACCUGCGCGCUAUGCGUCACCGACUAGAAUUACUGUUCGGAAACGAACCAACCGUGUUCUUGCUGUCGCCACCGAGCCGAAACCUGCGCAGACCGGAGCAGAUAAAUCGUCGUCACCAAAAAAUCUCAAUGGCUCAUCAAGGUCUCCUCCUUCCAAAGGCUUUGCCUCAAGAUCUUCGCCGUUGAAACCGGUCACCGGAGCUUCCACAAGGAUCGGGGAUGUUUCUCAGGAGAUCAAAAGAGUGAGGGCGCAAAUGGAAGAAAACGAGGAGUUGGCGAUACUAAUGAAAGGACUUCGAGGCCAAAAUUUGAGAGAUGCUCAGUUUGCCGAUGACAAUAUUAAGCUUCGCCUAGUUGAGCUAGAUGAGAGCAGUGAGUUUUUACCUUUGGUAUAUGAUCCUGCUAGCAUUGCCACUUAUUGGGGAAAAAGGCCUCGUGCUGUUGCCACAAGAGCUCUCCAGUUGCUCUCUGUUGCGGGAGGUUUUCUAUCUCGACUUGCUUGGGAUAUUAUAAACAAGAAGGUCAAAGAGAAUGAAGUUGCUAGAGCCAUUGAAUUAAGGGAAAUUGUAACCUCUUUAGGUCCAGCAUAUAUAAAACUUGGUCAAGCAUUGAGUAUUCGUCCAGAUAUACUGUCACCUGUUGCAAUGACUGAGCUACAAAAGCUUUGUGAUAAGGUUCCCUCAUUUCCAGAUGAUGUUGCAAUGGCUCUUAUUGAGGAGGAGCUUGGUCAGCCAUGGCAUGAAAUGUAUUCUGAGCUUUCUUCUUCUCCAAUUGCUGCAGCAUCUCUUGGGCAGGUAUAUAAGGGUCGCCUAAAAGAGAAUGGGGAUCUGGUGGCUGUCAAGGUUCAGAGACCCUUUGUGCUUGAAACAGUAACGGUAGAUCUGUACAUCAUACGAAAUUUGGGAUUGGUUCUCAGAAAGUUUCCUCAGAUAUCUAUAGAUGUUGUUGGGUUGGUUGAUGAAUGGGCUGCUCGUUUUUUUGAGGAACUAGAUUAUGUUAAUGAAGGUGAAAAUGCUUCUCAGUUUGCAGAAAUGAUGAGGAAGGACCUUCCGCAGGUGGUUGUACCAAAGACUUAUAAGAAGUAUACCUCAAGAAAGGUUAUUACCUCACAAUGGAUUGAUGGAGAAAAACUCUCACAGAGUACAGAAAGUGAUGUUGGGGAAUUGGUCAAUGUGGGAGUCAUAUGCUACCUGAAGCAGUUGCUUGAUACUGGAUUUUUCCAUGCUGAUCCUCACCCCGGGAAUUUGAUCCGCACUCCAGAUGGGAAGUUAGCCAUUCUCGACUUCGGUCUGGUCACAAAAUUAACAGAUGAUCAGAAAUAUGGAAUGAUUGAAGCUAUAGCCCAUCUCAUACAUCGGGAUUAUGAUGCUAUUGUAAAAGAUUUUGUUAAACUUGAUUUCAUCCCUGAGGGAGUUAAUUUGGCACCUAUCUUGCCAGUCCUGGCUAAGGUUUUUGAUCAAGCACUUGAAGGUGGAGGAGCAAAAAAUAUUAACUUUCAGGAGCUAGCUUCAGAUCUGGCUCAAAUAACAUUUGAUUAUCCAUUUAGAAUACCACCUUAUUUUGCCCUCAUAAUUAGGGCAAUAGGUGUUCUGGAAGGUAUAGCUUUAGUGGGCAAUCCUGAUUUUGCUAUUGUAGAUGAGGCCUAUCCAUAUAUUGCACAGAGGCUUCUCACUGAUGAAUCCCCUCGUCUAAGGAAUGCUUUACGCUAUACAAUUUAUGGGAAGUCUGGUGUUUUUGAUGCUGAAAGAUUCAUCGAUGUCAUGCAAGCCUUUGAGACUUUCAUCACUGCUGCGAAAAGUGGAGGUGGAGAAAAUUUGAAAGGGAAUAUGGCCGAACUUGGCAUUCUGCAAAGCACAGGUUCUAUCUUUCCUGGAUUUACAUUAAGUACAUCUCAAUCGUCGCGGCCAAUUAAAACCAGGGCUGCCUUAGCAUUUUUGCUUUCCGAGAAGGGGAACUUUUUUAGAGAAUUUCUUCUGGAUGAGGUGGUAAAAGGUAUUGAUGCUGUUACAAGGGAACAGCUCGUACAAAUACUGGCAAUCCUUGGAGUGGGAAAUGCUCGCCCAGUUUUCAGCAUGGUGCCUGGACCAUUUAAGCCUGCAGGACUUCUGCCGACCAUAACUGAAGAGGACAGAAUUAUCUUGAAUAACGUUCAGAAAAUUGUUGAGUUUUUAACUGCAGGAUCAAGGUCAUCGAGUCAGGAUAUGAAUGUUGCGCAGAUCAUACAAGAGCUGCUUCCUGAUUUGCCAGGCAUCUCAGCGAGAGUGCUUCCUGAGGUGCUUACACGGCUUUCGUCUCGUGUAGCAGCACGCAUAAUUAGAGACACAUUUGUGUAGAUACCUUUUGACGUAACCGUGCCGAUUCCCCAAUUGUGCAUAGAUUUAUAUACUGGGACACUAAUGUAUACUGCAGGCAUCAUCUAAGCUAGAAAUGAAGCAUAGCGCAGUUCCGUUAUUGAAUGGCCUGCAUAAAAAGAAAAAGGGCUUGCACUAAGCCUAAUGGAUUGUUUUUGCAAUAAAUGAAAAAGAAAUUUUCACUGCGUA